Molecule: messenger RNA, 725 nt
Organism: Aricia agestis (brown argus)
Lineage: Eukaryota; Metazoa; Arthropoda; Insecta; Lepidoptera; Lycaenidae
Gene: SkpA
Product: S-phase kinase-associated protein 1
Exons: 2
Coding region: 166-654 (162 amino acids)
Biological process (GO): SCF-dependent proteasomal ubiquitin-dependent protein catabolic process
Cellular component (GO): nucleus; cytoplasm
Molecular function (GO): cullin family protein binding
Source: RefSeq, a predicted model, not a curated record
CACUUGUCAACUGGAAUUUGGAAAUGUGAAUUGCAUCUUCGUUGUUGUUCAAACGAAGUUCAAACAGAAUUUUGUUAUAUUUUUAUCUUCAAAAUACACAGUUUUAAAAUCUUCAAGCAGCAAGACUAUUUUCAUCUGCUCAUUAUCCUCAAUUACAAUUUAAAGAUGCCUAAUAUAAAAUUACAAUCAUCUGAUAUGGAAAUAUUCGACGUCGACGUAGAAAUAGCAAAAUGCUCAGUUACUAUAAAGACAAUGUUAGAAGACUUGGGCAUGGAUGACGACGAGGAAGAAGUAGUACCUUUACCCAACGUGAAUUCUGCGAUCUUAAAAAAAGUCAUUCAAUGGGCUACAUAUCACAAAGACGAUCCCCCGUUACCCGAAGACGAUGAAAAUAAAGAAAAGAGAACAGAUGAUAUUUCAUCUUGGGAUGCAGAUUUUCUUAAAGUAGAUCAAGGAACAUUGUUUGAAUUAAUUUUGGCAGCUAAUUAUUUGGACAUUAAAGGGCUUUUGGAUGUUACUUGUAAAACAGUGGCAAACAUGAUCAAAGGCAAGACACCAGAAGAGAUACGAAAAACCUUCAACAUUAAAAAUGAUUUUACAGCUGCUGAAGAGGAGCAAGUGCGCAAGGAAAAUGAGUGGUGUGAGGAAAAGUGAUUUACAUGCUUAAUGAUCCCCCGAUGUCACCUUUAUUGUCUUACAAUGUAGUAUUAAAUAAUUACAACUAA